Eurypyga helias (sunbittern) is the source of this 733-nucleotide messenger RNA. RefSeq names its product serine/arginine-rich splicing factor 3 (gene SRSF3). Lineage: Eukaryota; Metazoa; Chordata; Aves; Eurypygiformes; Eurypygidae. The transcript is spliced from 5 exons. Gene Ontology annotation, biological process: mRNA splicing, via spliceosome. The coding region runs from base 1 to 495 and encodes 164 amino acids. Gene Ontology annotation, cellular component: nuclear speck. The record is from RefSeq and is a predicted model, not a curated record. Gene Ontology annotation, molecular function: RNA binding.
AUGCAUCGUGACUCUUGUCCGCUGGACUGCAAGGUUUAUGUGGGUAACCUUGGGAACAAUGGCAACAAAACUGAAUUAGAGCGAGCUUUUGGCUACUAUGGACCACUGCGCAGCGUAUGGGUGGCGAGAAAUCCUCCUGGGUUUGCCUUUGUGGAAUUCGAAGACCCCCGAGAUGCAGCUGAUGCAGUAAGAGAACUAGAUGGAAGAACCCUGUGCGGGUGUCGUGUCAGAGUGGAGCUUUCCAAUGGUGAGAAGCGGAGUCGGAACCGUGGUCCACCUCCAUCCUGGGGCAGGCGUCCUCGAGACGACUAUCGCAGAAGGAGUCCUCCUCCUCGUCGCAGAUCACCGCGAAGGAGAAGCUUUUCUCGUAGCCGCAGCAGGUCCCUCUCCAGAGAUAGAAGAAGAGAGAGAUCACUCUCACGGGAGAGGAACCACAAGCCUUCCCGUUCCUUUUCCAGGUCUCGCAGUCGCUCCAGGUCAAACGAGAGGAAAUAGGACUCUGGGAAGGAGCUGUGUACAGGAAGUCGCUAGAUCUGAGGGCAGGAGGAGUAUGUACAGAACAUUGUUUUGUUUUGAAACUUCAUAAAGCUUGGUGCAUUUUUAAAAUGUUUUAGCUGUUGAACUCGCUUUGUUCCUUGUAUCUUGUAACAGGUGGCACAUGUAAAGAUGUGAAUCUGUAUAUGGUUCUGAGCAGGUCAUAUGAUUUGUACUAUUAAUCGCUUUACAACGUACC